Molecule: messenger RNA, 3296 nt
Organism: Bactrocera neohumeralis
Lineage: Eukaryota; Metazoa; Arthropoda; Insecta; Diptera; Tephritidae
Exons: 2
Coding region: 461-1432 (323 amino acids)
Source: RefSeq, a predicted model, not a curated record
UCUACUGAUUUUACUGAUCUUAAUUUACCAACCCAUCUGGAUAUCUUGAGAUAUUAUUUUUACUUAAGCGAACGUGCUAAAACAGAACAAAAAAAGUUUUCCCAUAAAUCAUUCACUAUUCAAGUACAAGAUACAUAAGUUGAUUGGAAUUUGGGAAAAACUUGAUAUGGAAAUAAUGCUGAAAAAAAGUGUAUGUAAUAAAUUGAAUAAAUUGCUUGACAAGUAUCAAGAGCAAAUCAAGAGAAGAAACAACACCCAACAAUUUACAGAGUAUGUAAAAUCUCUGGAAACAAUUUUUUACAUUGGAACAUGUACAUAAAUGCGAUUUGAAGGCAGCUCCAUGUGCAUGCGGAUGGGUUCCCGAACGCCUCAAAGAGUUCAUGCACGAUCAACAUAAUCAGAGAAGACUAACAAUGAAUGCAUUUAUGAUAGAAACUGAAGAGCAAGGAGCAACACGUCUAUGUCAUCAAUGCCAACAUACCAAGAUCCCGAUGAUUCAACAUACGCACCGCCACCGGUUCAAGAAGAUAUGGAUAGAAGCACAAGCUCACAAUACACAGAGAGAUACGAUUGUUUUAACUUUGCCUUGAUAUGUGACAGAUUUGGUGUGCCUGACAGAGUAGCAUCAGCAUUGGGAACCACUCUUUUGCAAGAUUUUAAAAUUAAAGAUAAGCAUGGGAAACCUCUCAUCAUGGAUAAAUCGAAAGUUCGCAGAGAAAAAGAGAAAUGCAGAAAAGAAGUCCUUCGCAAACGGUUAGAUGAUACCAAUUUGUUAGCGUUUUCAUUCGAUGGCACAAAAGGUGAUACUUUAACGAUAGAUAAAAUUGAUGAGAAGUAUCAUACUAGGAUGGUAAAAGAACCUCAUCUUGUUAUUUUGAGAGAACCCAAUUCUGAAUUGAUUGGUUACGUAAGACUGGAACAUGAAACCGCUGAAUACAAAACAACCAAAUUAAAUGGUUUUUUCAACGAUAAAAAUAUAUCACUGGAUAUAUUAAUUGGAAUAUGCACUGACGGUGAGCCAACAAACACUGGCCCACACGGUGGAAUUAUACGACGAUUCGAAUUGCUGUUAAAAAGACUAUUGCAUUGGUUUGUUUGCCUUCUACACUUCAACGAACUUCCGUUUCGGCAUUUGUUUGAAGCCUUGGAUAAAUCAACCAGCACUGGACCAAGAUCGGCAACCGGAAAACUGAGCCGUCAAAUCGAAACUUGUGAAACUCUUCCGGUGGUGGACGGUUUCCAGAAAAUUGAGUUGCAAAAUAUGUUCCCUGCUCCAGAAUGCCCCCCUCCACCGAUUCGAAGUACUUAUACGACAUGGCCCUUGCAAUUUCUAGCGGCGUGGUUCCGGUGGAUCUGGCUAACAUCAAACCAGGGAAAAUUGUACAUUCUCGGUGGCUCACCAAGGCCGCUAGAUUAUUGCGAUUAUAUGUGACAACGGAAAAUCCAGAUGCAAAUUUAAGAAUUCUGGAAGAAUUUAUAAUUAAAUGUUAUGUGCCAAUGUACUUCAAUAUCAAGUAUUACAGCUCUGUCAUGUACGGCCGUGCAUUAUUUUUCAAGAUCAUUGGUUGGUCACGAUUUCUAGAACCUCGUUUACGCAAAAUUGUCAAUCAAGUAAUUAAAGAUAAUUCAUAUUAUGCGCAUUCGGAAAAUAUCUUGUUAUCAAUGUUUGACGAUAAGAAAGAAAAACGCAACUGUGUCAUCAAGAAAAUUCUACGCUAUCGAACCGAUGUUGACGAGCCAAUGGAACUUAGAGUUUAUAAAAAACCAGAUAUAAACUUUAAUUGCACAAGUUAUACUGAAAUGAUCAAUUUGAAUGAUAUAAAUAUCGUAUUUGAACCACCAUUCACGCGAAGCAUUCCGUACGAUACAUUGAAAGAAUGUUUAAAUCAAGAUGAUCCACCGUUUAAUGACCCAAAAAUUCCAUCACACAUACAAGGAACGGAACGACAGGUUCAAUUGCUAGCUAGCGUUUCCAAACGGGUUAUACCGAAAAAUGUAGAGGCUGUUAUGGCGACGACAUUAGAGAGCCGUGCGAAAUUGCCCAGACUUGAAAGUAAAAAAGACUUCAAACAAUAAUUUUUUAGUUUCUUUUCUAUAACUCACUUAAAUUAAUUUUUUCAUUUACAUAUGUUCUGACUAAAUAAAUUUCUUAAGAGAAAAAAUAGAUAUUAUUAUAAAUAAAUAAAUAAAAAUAAAGAAAAAAUAGCCAUUUAGCUGAUUUUUUCAUGUAAAGGCCAAAAAUGGGGAUUUUUUUAAAUGAUUGUAUGGGGAAGCCCCCAGGGGAGUUCCAGGGGGUGUGCCACUGGCAUGGGUGGAUCGGCCGUCCAAAGUAAGUGGGGGUCGGUCAUACAUUUGGACUCGAUUGGAGCACUCUAAAUGGGUCAAAGUGGGACUUUUCAAAAUUUGCCUCUACCCAAAAGUUCGACCCAAAUUGGGGGACAUCAAAAUUCGUUUUAGAGGUAUGGUUCCUUCGGCAAAGUUUACUUAUUUUGAUCCCUAGAAUAUGAUUUUCAUAGAGCAAUGGGCGAUUUUUAAAUCGACCCUCCCUCACAUACAUAUAUUAUUUCUUUGUCACAUUUGUCUGUAUGUUUGCGAAAGCAAAUUAGAAUUGACAAAUAUUGUAAAUCGACAACAGCUAUGUUGAUAAUUUUCUCACUUCUUUCUUAGAACAAACACCAGAAAGAUGUUCAAUUUAUGAUUUUUAGCUUUUGCCAUCGUCGCGAAACGACGCUUGUUGGCAAAGGCAUGCUCGGGGAGAUGUUACGGCGUCUGUUUUUAUGAAUGAAGCGAGGUCGCUUGUGGAAUAUGCGCCUCCGUUUGUGAAUGAAAUCGUUUUUGUUGUAAAAUUUACUAUAUUUGGGCUUCGCCAAUUCGGCUGCCAUAUUGACUUGCCAUGCUUAUGCUAUUUGAGCAAUUGAUGUUUUUGUAGAAAAAUGUUUCAAUUUUUUGUUAGUGACAUAAGUUACAUAUAUGUAUGUGGAUCUCAAUCCCUUUACAUAGUUGAUAUUCAUGUUAAAUUUAUGUAUCUAUAUAUAGAGAUCCACAAUGUUAAUUUACUUAACAUAUAAUACCCACUCUACUAAGAAUGUUAACAAAAUAUGUUAAUGUACUUAACAAUAAUAACCCCUCUACUAAGAAUGUUAACAAAAUAUCGUAUGUUAAGUUAAGGUAUAAAUAAUGAUGUUUCGUUAGACUAAACACAGAUUGUUAAAAAGGAAUUACUUUCGCGGUUUGACGCUUCGUAUAAAACUUUAAUAAAGAUUAAUAAAUAAAAAGGUGUUUCUUACUUUGGCGGA